This is a messenger RNA of Thecamonas trahens ATCC 50062, 2387 nucleotides long. RefSeq lists its product as uncharacterized. Bases 1 to 2370 code for a protein of 789 amino acids. Gene Ontology annotation, biological process: dephosphorylation. Gene Ontology annotation, molecular function: phosphatase activity. The record is from RefSeq and is a predicted model, not a curated record. The transcript is spliced from 2 exons. NCBI's taxonomy places the organism in Eukaryota, Apusomonadida, Apusomonadidae.
AUGACGCCACCUGUACGACACCUCGUUGCGGCACUUGUGGUACUUGUGCUGGUGCUGGCUGGUGCUGGUAUCGAUGCCGCUGGCUACGACCGCGCCGCUUGCGAGGCCGACAAGCUGGCUCAUCCACCUGGGCUACCUGACGUGGCGAGUGGCAUGCGGCUUGUUCGGCUGGUGACUCUGACUCGGCAUGGCGAUCGGACGCCUGGUGUCCCACUCUUCACCUCGCCGCCGUUCAACGUCUCGUGGUCCUGCCCGCUCGUCCGGGUGCUCGCCGACUCGCCGCCGGUGGCCACCCCGACUGCUGCCGUCUCGUUCAUCCCGGGCCGCCAGGCUCUCGCCGGGGAUUGUACCACAUCAUGGCUCACAGUGCGCGGUGCAGAGCAGCUGCGAAGCCUAGGUGCCGCUAUCGGUGCGGCGUGGAUGGACCCUGCGGUGCCCAACUCGCUGGCUGCCGAGAUCGCCGCCGCACGCAACCGCUCCGGCCUUGUGGCCUAUGCCCGCUCCACAGACGUCGCUCGCACGCUGAUGUCCGGCUUGGCCUUUGUGGACGGUCUGCAGGCGCACUCGCCCGCUGGUGACCUGGGCAUUUCCUCGCUCCACACCAUCGCGUCGGGCCACGACAACCUCAUGCCCGGCCCACAGUGCUCACGUUUCGGCUCUGUCAACCGCGGCGCACUGACCGCGACACCGGCCUCGAGCUUCAUGGCCGAGCCGACCAUUGCCGCCGCGGUCAAGACGCUCGAUGCCGUGUUCAAUGAGCUCAACACCUCGCUACCGUUCACCGAUCCGGGCUACAACUGGCAGUACCUCAUGGACAACCUGCAGUGCAAAGUCUGCCACAACAAGACCAUUCCGCCGGCGGUCAGUGUGGCGCUCUUUGACGACAUUGUCCGCAUUGCUUCCGCCCGUUGGGCCUUCCAGAUCAACGCGCCCGACGCAGUCAAGCUCGCCAUGGGUACCUUGUUCUUUGAGCUGGCCGAGAUGAUCGGGGCCCAGGCGGCUGAUCUCGACACCACCCCGGUCUUUACCUACCUCUCGGCCCACGACUCGACGAUAGCGUACAUGCUGGCUGGCCUCCGCGCCGGUCUUGGCGGCUUUGAUGGCGUCUGGCCACCGUACGCCUCAAACCUGCACUUUCUGACCUAUGCCGACCCGGCUCAUCAACUUGUUGUCCUCCCGAUUUACAACGGCGCCAUUCUCGAUGUCGCCUGCGCCCAGCGCGGCGACGGCCCUCUGCCGGGCGCCUGCCGCAUCAAUGACUUUAUGGCACUCCUCAACAGCUCGGCCGUCUCGUUUGACGAGUACCCCAAGUUCUGCCGCAACCCGCCGUCGCCGCCGUCGCCCGCACCUGCGCCUGCCACCGGCCUCGCUGCCCAAACCCAGGGUGGCCUCAUUGGCGGCUUCCUUGGCGGCUUCACCGGCCUUGUCGCCGGCGCGCUCAUCAUGUCUCUCAUUCUCCGCCACCGAUCCCCACCCUCCGCUGCAACCACGCCGCAAGAGGCAGUGCCUGAAGAGGAGGAGAUCGUGCCCGAGGAGCAGGCCUGGGUCGCCGAGUUGCGGGCGUACGAGGAGCAGAAGAAGACGGCGCCGUUUGCCACGGGGCCGGUCGAGGUUGUGACGUAUGCCAAGAUGCAGGAAAAGCAGUCGUCGUACAAUCCGCUGACCCAACGGUACCGCGCGCCGUCGCAGGAGCUUGCCGCGCGGAGGAUGGAGCAGGAGCGGCGGUACGCCAUGGAGGCCCGCUCUCGGGCCAUGGCUCGCCGCUACAACAUCCUCUCCAACCUCUCGGAUGACGAGCAAAAAGGGGCUCAGCUCGGCGCCGUCCGUCCGGACAUCCGGCGCGAUGGCUCGAGCUCGCCGUCGUUUGUCGGCAUCAACGCUGCGCUCGUGGGCAAGAACAGGACCACAACGAACCACACCCACUACUCAUACGACAUCAUUUCGGGUGCCAAGCUCCCGCCCAACCAUGACUCGCUGGCGCCGUCGAUCCGAGGUGGCCACGAGAAGCCCGUCGACGUCACCGAGGGCCUGCGGACCGCCAAGCGCCGCAUCGAGCUGGAGGCUGCUGACCGCCGCUUUGACAUUGUCACCGGCCGCGAGGUCGCCCACGGCCGCGCCUCGGCGCUGCAGUCUGUCCCGGUCCCAGACUAUGCACGUCCGGCGGGCCGCUCGCCGACCCACUUGCCCGACCGCCCCGGCAAGCGCAUCAUCAACGUCAUGCCGACGUACAACAUCAUCAACGGCAAGCAGUACGAGCCCACUCCCGCGCAGCGUCGCGCCGCCCAGCGCCCAUCGUCGCGCGCAGGCGCGCCCGCCCUCGCCUCGGCCUACUAUGUCCCGGGUCCCGCAAGCCCUGCUGGCAGAUGGUAAAAGAACUAGUGUAUUGC